This is a messenger RNA of Lycium barbarum (goji berry), 879 nucleotides long. RefSeq lists its product as uncharacterized. The transcript is spliced from 5 exons. Bases 1 to 879 code for a protein of 292 amino acids. NCBI's taxonomy places the organism in Eukaryota, Viridiplantae, Streptophyta, Magnoliopsida, Solanales, Solanaceae. The record is from RefSeq and is a predicted model, not a curated record.
AUGUAUGCGAACCAGAAGGUCCAAGAUUUAGAGUUCGCUAUUGGUGACCAUGUUCUAUUGAAGAUCUCACCCAUGAAGGGUGUUUUGAGGUAUGAAUUAUCAGGUGAUAGCUCAAGUGCACCUAAUGGCUUAACAGGUUUAUUUUAUCAAACUUAUGGGGACAUUGUUGGAACUGAUGUGUACAAUAUAGUUAAAGCUUUGUUUGAGGAUCAUACUCUACCUAAGGCUAUAACUCACACUAACCUUGUACUAUUGGCUAAGAAGAAUGAUGUUGAGACUUCUUCAGACAUGAGGCCAAAUAGUCUUAGCAACUUUAUUAACAAAGUGAUCUCUAGAGUGUUGCAUGAUAAACAGGACAAGGUGCUGCCUAACUUGACAUCUUCUAACCAAUCUAGUUUUGUUAAAGGAAGAAACAUUAUUGAAAAUGUGUUACUGACACAAGAGAUAGUUACUGAUUUCGGAUCGAGAAGAAAACCAUCCAAUAUAGUCAUCAAACUGGAUAUAACUAAGGCUUCUGAUGGGGCUCAUGAAUUCUUUCAUUCAACAAGGGGUGUGAAACAAGGAGACCCUUUAUCUCCACCUCUUUCCAUUUUAUCUGCUGAAGUUGUAACUAGAGCACCAAAUUCUUUAUUUGAAAAACAUACAUCUCUAAAGUUGAUAAUUAGUACUCUAAAGGAUUAUGAAGAUAUUUCUGGACAGAAGAUAAAUAAAGGAAAAAGCUUCUUUUUACAUGCACUCAAAGAUGAAAGGGUGGAAGAUGUAAAAGAUCUCAUGGGAGAAAAUGGAUGGGAUACAAGAAAACUGCAACAACUAUUUCUAGAGGACAUUGUAAAUCACAUUACCACAUGCUUGAAAAUUAAAGAGAUCUCUGAGAUAUAG